Molecule: messenger RNA, 644 nt
Organism: Melitaea cinxia (Glanville fritillary)
Lineage: Eukaryota; Metazoa; Arthropoda; Insecta; Lepidoptera; Nymphalidae
Gene: TfIIA-S
Product: transcription initiation factor IIA subunit 2
Exons: 4
Coding region: 170-496 (108 amino acids)
Biological process (GO): transcription initiation at RNA polymerase II promoter; RNA polymerase II preinitiation complex assembly
Cellular component (GO): transcription factor TFIIA complex
Molecular function (GO): TBP-class protein binding; RNA polymerase II general transcription initiation factor activity
Source: RefSeq, a predicted model, not a curated record
UUAUAAUUAUAUUCUGUGGCAAAUUGCAUCCGUUUUAGUUUUUAGUAUGGUUUUAAGUUUUAGUUUUGAUAUGCAGAAAUAAUAUUUCGCUUGCAUAUCUACGUAGAAGUUAAAUUCAAAAUCUAGAUCAACACUUUGUUACUGAGCCGCGUCAAUUUACUAAGCAAAUAUGUCAUAUCAACUGUAUAGAAAUACGACAAUAGGAAACACAUUACAGGAAAGCCUUGAGGAAUUAAUACAGUAUGGCCAAAUAACACACUCGCUGGCUUUAAAAGUCAUGCUUCAAUUUGAUAGAUCUAUAAAUCAAGCUCUAUCCAACAGAGUAAAAUCUAGGCUAACUUUUAAAGCAGGAAAAUUAAAUACUUAUAGGUUCUGUGAUAAUGUGUGGACAUUUAUGUUAAAUGAUGUAGAAUUUAGGGAAGUACAAGAAGUUGCUAAGGUGGAUAAAGUUAAAAUUGUAGCUUGUGAUGGUAAAAAUGUUGAAGAUCGAAGGUAAUGAGGUAAAGAAGAAUAUUAGUUUAAAUUAAAAAAAGAACUAUUUGCUGUUUCUUAAAUUAUUACUUGCUGUACACAAAAAUGUUUUGUUAAGUGAUUUUUGUUUAUUAUAUAUGUUUCCAUUCUAAAGAAUUAAACAGUGAAGUGUU